UCGAAACAAGGACUUCGAUUGUCUUCUCGCAUCCAGAGACUGUCCUUUUUUGGGGGGAAUAUUCUAGACUUUUAUUAUUCAGCUUUACUUUUGAAAGUGUUGAAUUGUAGUUAGUUGUGUUUCGCGGUUUUUUAACACUUUUUUUGAAAUUCUGAAUUGAAGUCAGAAUGCUGGAUCCACUGGCUGAGUUGAGAAGAACUGGAGGCUUUAGGCAGUGUGGUGGCCGGUUGUCCUGGCAGGUGCGUUGGAUCUUGUACAGCGUGUGCGUACUGACGGUAAUAAACUGUGCCUGCCUGGUUCUGCUCCUGGUUCAGCAGAGAGAGCUGUGGGCUCAUCUGACUGAGGUGGAGAGGCAGAUGGUGGAGAUUUCUCAGAGCUCCGUGGUGGAGUUCAUGACACAGGUGAAUGAAGAUGAGGCUGAGUAUCAAUACCCCAGAAACAAACGCAGCCGGCAGCAUCGAGGGACACGACCCUUUGAGGAACACGAGGGGAGUGUGGGAGAGGAAGUCUUGGGAGAUUUCCAGUAUCAGUAUCCACAGACACAUGGGCCGGUUUACCAGCACAAAUUAGAAGAGCAGGAUGGAAUGAUGACAAUGAUGACAUACUCCAUGGUGCCAGUUAAAAUUCUUCUGGACAUUUGCAACAGUACUAAAGGAGUCUGUCUGACUGGGCCACCAGGACCACCCGGACAACCAGGAAUUCCAGGCUUGCCGGGUGUGGACGGAAUGCCGGGGUAUAAUGGAACAGAUGGAAUUCCAGGGUUGCCAGGAGAGCCUGGAGCACAUGGAAAACGAGGAAAAAGAGGUCCUCCAGGUGAGAAGGGUGAGCCUGGUGAGAGAGGAGAGCAAGGAUAUCCUGGACCCCCAGGACCCCCUGGAGAACAGGGCGAACCUUCAAAUGAUGUCAUUGUAGAGGGUCCACCUGGUCCACCUGGUCCAAUGGGGCCCCCUGGCCUCCCUGGCCUUCCAGGGCCCCCCGGGCCUCAGGGGCCACCAAGACACAGGAGCCACAGAGCACAUCUCCACAUGGGGAAGGAGUCUGUGGGUCACCUUGAUUCAGUCCCAAAUGAUGACACCAUCAGCCAGAAAAUGGUAUCACGGAAGAUAAACGACUGUGUCAUAAAGUCAGUGCAGAACCCAAGACAUCUGAUGAAAAUGAGCAGCACGUUUGGAGCGUGGAUGAUGGACACUGCUGCUCAUGACAAUGAGAAGAUCUGGGUAGCAGAACAUUUCUCAGGACGUAUCAUAAAGGAGUACAACAGUAUUGCGGCAUUCCAGAACAGCAGCAGUGAAUCCAUUGAUGUCCGGAAAUUUUUCCAAGGUUGCGGCCACGCUGUACAUAACGGCUCCAUAUUCUACCACAUCGCGGGAACUUCCAAUAUUGCUAAGUUUGACCUCCAGACGAAGAUCUUACACACGCUGACCAUUGAAAAUGCUUUCUAUCACAAUAAGUCCUACCUCCUUGAGAACUCAAAGACCUAUUUCAAAUUGGCAGUGGAUGAGAACGGUAUGUGGAUCAUAUUUGCCUCCGACAAUGACGACAACAUAAUGGUGGCACGACUGGAUGAGAAAACAUUCUCCGUCACCACAUACAUCAACGCCACCUAUCCCAGGACCAAGGUCGGUAAUGCAUUUAUCGCCUGCGGGAUCCUCUACGUCACAGAUACUAAAGACACAAAAGUGACGUACGCCUUUGACCUCCUGAAAGAGAAGCCUGUUAGUGUCAGUUUAGAUCUGAGGGCACCUGGAGGGGUUCUGUCCAUGAUCUCAUACAAUCCCAGAGACAAACAUCUCUACAUAUGGGACAGCAGCUACGUCAAGUCAUACCAAGUCCAGUUCCACUCAGAUGAAUAAUCAAAAAUCAAUGACAUAAUUGCGAUACGUUUUGAUUUGUCAUGUUCAUGUAUAUUUAUAAGCAAAUAAGCAAUGCUUCAGUUGCUACCCAUAUAUUUUAUUUUCUCAAGUGGAUGAUAGAUCAAGAACUAAAUUGUCUAACUAGUGAUAUAUUCGCAUCAAAUAUUUGGACACUUCUGCCACCCUCAAAUCUCAUUGUGUUACACUCUUAAAAAUA
This is a messenger RNA of Sinocyclocheilus grahami, 2070 nucleotides long. RefSeq names its product gliomedin-like. NCBI's taxonomy places the organism in Eukaryota, Metazoa, Chordata, Actinopteri, Cypriniformes, Cyprinidae. The transcript is spliced from 11 exons. The coding region runs from base 168 to 1853 and encodes 561 amino acids. Gene Ontology annotation, biological process: signal transduction. The record is from RefSeq and is a predicted model, not a curated record. Gene Ontology annotation, cellular component: cell surface.